AUGCCCCUACUCGAUUUUCCGCCUGGCGACAACGCCACGGAUACCAUAAUCAAUGGCGUUCACUUCAACCUGACCACACUACGGGAUUGGAACUACGAGUAUUACAGCAACCAGACCGUCUCCAAUGGCACGUGGGACUGGUGCAUGAUCAUGGCCGAACCAUGGACACCCACACGCAUCCUCGCAAACGGCACCUUCAUGAACUCGACUUGGUGCUAUACGCCGACGCACUCCAUCGGUCCUCGGGCUGGAGUGGGAAUGGGCUUCGCCGUCAUCUUCGGCAUCGGCCUUGUUCUCACCUUGGUCAACCUCGAUCGCCACGGGCGUCUACACCUACCCGUCGAGAAGCGCUUCUACCCCAUCGGCAGGAGAUGGCAGUGGUACUUCUCAAUCAUUGCGUGUUCCUUGGCCGUGGCCGCGCUCAUUUGCAACGUCGACGUGGAUCGCAUGUUCCUACCCGAGCUUCCAGUCGUCUUUGUUAGCUUCUUCUGGUACCUACUACAAAUGGCCGCCAUGGCCAUCGUCUGGGAGUCGGUACGCCAUUGGGGGAGCUGGAUGGAGCGUCAAUUUAUCGAUGCCGACCCUUUCUCCUUGCCCGAGGAUGGUAGACGUUACAGAUUUGAGCUUCUGAUCCCGCUUGUCUUCUACGCCUUCCUCUUCCUCAACUUCUUUCUCGUGUUUCCUAGGAACUGGGGUCCGCUUCAGCUGCAAAGAUCCCCCGAACAGACGCGACUCGAAGCUAUCCCCGCGGCUACGGAGCUCCGACUGAAGCUGGGGUCGUUUGCGCUGUUCUUUGCUUGGAUCGUCAUUCUGGUGUCUCUCCGCCACACGAUCAAUGAGUACCUGCCCCGUAACCGGGGGCUGCUGAACCGAGCCAUAGGUAUCAUCAAGCUCACGCCGCUCCGUCUUCACUUGUUGAUUCUCCUGUCGCUUGUUGUUGUCGCGUACCAAGCGUUGGUACCUUGGUCAUGGGAAAACUCGCCAAUGAAUAUCAAUGGCAACGUAGUUGCCAUUUACCUUGGCGGAUUCGUCCCUACCCUUCUCAUCGUUUACGUCAAUAUAGUUGCUGGUUUCAUGCGCCCCAAUGAGGACCAGGAGCUCAUUCGACAGAGACGGCGCCGUGGCGCAGAGCAUGAUGCCCAACUACGCAUCACCAAGAAGCCCACCUGGUGGCGGAGAGUGAGGGGCGAGAUCCCGCCCCCUAACGAGACAAUGAGAGAACGGCUUGCACGCAAUGCUCGUGAAGUUGGUGGAAGGCGUGUUGAUCCUGUCUUGGAGGCUGAGCUGGCAGCCGCUGGCUCGACAACCCAUCAGGCGCAGCCCUUCAACUCUUCUACGAGGUCGAACACGGUAGAGAUGGGCACAAUGCAGCGGCCAAAUAGCAAUGGCAGCAGCAACGGCAGCGAUCUCCCCUCGCCCAAUCCUUCCAGGCCAAGGCCAGAAUUCGAGGCAUACAUGGGAAAGUCUGACCGGCGGCGGAAUGAAAGAACCAUGGCCGCUGUUGCCGGAGUGCUUUUCCCCGCUUCUGCUAACGGUUCCGACUACGCCCAAAGGAGAGCCGAAUUGAUGACGGACGGUCCUCCCCCGCCACCUUAUAGGGACAACGGCGAAAGUCGCCGUCAACCCUCGGAGCGAAGCAUCAGCGUCGCCUCAAUGGCUCGCCCUGCUGAGCAACCCAAGAGCAUGCUAGAUGUUUAG
This is a messenger RNA of Pyricularia pennisetigena, 1698 nucleotides long. RefSeq lists its product as uncharacterized. The transcript has a single exon. The record is from RefSeq and is a predicted model, not a curated record. The coding region runs from base 1 to 1698 and encodes 565 amino acids. NCBI's taxonomy places the organism in Eukaryota, Fungi, Ascomycota, Sordariomycetes, Magnaporthales, Pyriculariaceae.